This is a messenger RNA of Rotaria sp. Silwood1, 315 nucleotides long. The record is from the annotation of a GenBank genome assembly. Lineage: Eukaryota; Metazoa; Rotifera; Eurotatoria; Philodinida; Philodinidae.
AUGGAUGAUUAUAUAAGUGAUAGUGAUGAUUUAUGGAUCACAAUAGAAGAACUUGACGAGAAUAAUGAAAAUAAUAAUAGUCAAUUGCAAAACACAAAAAAAAGAACAAUGGAUGUUUUCUUAGAAUUAGAAAAUAAAAUUGAUAAACAUAUGGUACAAGUAAAUGAUAAUAUAACAAAAUUAGCUGAAGAAAUAAAAUCAAUGAAUAAAUCAUUAUAUGAACAUAUAUGUGAAUCAGUUCGUCAACAAAAGUCAAUGAAUGAAUCAUUAGCUACAAUUGUUGAUAUUUUGGUGAAAAAUUCUAAACAAUCUUGA